This is a messenger RNA of Coregonus sp. 'balchen', 1781 nucleotides long. The record is from the annotation of a GenBank genome assembly. Lineage: Eukaryota; Metazoa; Chordata; Actinopteri; Salmoniformes; Salmonidae.
AUGGAGUUCCUUUGGCUGAUUCUGACACUGUGCCCUGGUCAAAACCAAUCCAGCAGAUGUACUCACGAACGGACCCCCUACGGAAAUCGUUCUCUGUGAUGAUCCAGGACUCCUUAUAACCAACUGCAGAGUACACACGCAGAGGGUGUACGUCCGCCUAGAUGCAGAAAAUGUGUACCGCCAACACAUUACACCUGUGGCACAUUUGAGUUGGGCCGGGGCUGAUUGGACCACCCAGGCAGUAAAGCACGCCCAGCUAGACACUGUCCAUAUAUUGACCCAACACCAAAAGUUCACAGUCACCCAGUCAGAAUUAGCAGAGCCCAGGCGAGAAAAACUAUUUGUUGGGGCUCUACUCUCGAUAGGUGCAGCCGCAGGGUCACUAUUUUCUCUAGGCACCACUGCUGUCAACGCAGUCAGUCUAGCCACAGUCAAAAGAAAUGUUAGGGAGAUUACUGAAGAGAUGCCACUUAUCCAGCAACAGAUGAAAUCACAGGCACUCAGGUUGCAACAUAUGGGAAAGUCUCUCUAGGACACUAUUCUGGUGGCAAACACACAAGCUACUCUCCUGAACAAAACCCUCCUGUCGCUAGGAAAGCUAGUAGAGGUCAUGAACCAUGACUAUGCCCAUGUCCAAUUGGUUCGAUUAUUGUUGGAGGAUUUUCUCUGUGAAGUUAACUCUUCUAUGGACGACUUGGCCAUGAAUAUAAUCCCCUCUUAUCUAGUGCCUCUCUCAAUGGUGCACAACAUAUUGACCUCAGCUACCACAACCACAAUAAAGCCAUUACAGUCACAUUUGGUCUAUAGUCUGGGGUUUGCAAUUCCAAUGCAUGUUGAUGUUAAUCGUAACAAAGUGGGAUUUUUACUGACGCUACCGGUUGCUGAACUGGAGAAUAUCUACAGAUUGAAAACGGUUCUAAACAUAGGGUUUUGGCGCGACAGCACCCAUGUGAAAAUCACCACACCCCCAAUCGUAGCUUAUCAGGAACACAAUCCAGAUUUCUAUCUUACCCCUAACCUGUUAAUGUGUACUCUAACCAAAGACGUCCACUACCUUUGUCCUAGCAAACCAUUCGUCAGGGAUAACACUGAGCGCCUUUGUGGACUUAAGCCUAUCGCCAGCGAAGAACGCUGUAGAGCCAAACUAACAGCAAGGGAUGGGGUCACCACCACACAGGUGGAGGUGGUAGGGAAUCGAUGGCUGGUUAACACCUCGUUCACGUCCGACACUAUGACUUAUGAACGCCAUGACUCAACCACCCAACUUGAACCUCCCCAACCAGACUGUUUUUGUUAAGGUACCAGAGGGGGAGAUUAUCCAUAUAGACGACCUAGCCCUGUACCAACUUCCUGACGACAGGAUAGGCACAGAUAUUGAAAUGCAUAACGCUUCUGCUAAACGUUCCCUUGAGUUACCACAGACCAUUCAAAACCAAAUCCAGUAUGAAAGACCAAUGACUGUUGAUCUUAGCGUACUGAAUGAAGCACUCUUAGUUGACCCGACUGACUACAAGCCAAAAGAUUGGUCUGUCACCCGCUCUUGGACGGUGCCGGACAGUAUUCUGAGUGUUACCAUGAUCCUUGGUCUUAUUGCCCUUGGCGUGUGCACCUACUAUGUACACAGGUGCACACGCCUCAUUAGGCAGACCUAAUGAGGUCUUAUGUCAGGAUCAUCUGUGGGACGGAAGCAAUCCCGAUUUUUAGAAAGUUGGCAAUAGAUCCUAAAACGCCAUCAGAUGGUCCAUCCACAGCAUCCCCAGCCUCUUCUCCAGAGCCCGCUA